Messenger RNA from Rotaria sp. Silwood2, 1071 nucleotides. The record is from the annotation of a GenBank genome assembly. Lineage: Eukaryota; Metazoa; Rotifera; Eurotatoria; Philodinida; Philodinidae.
AUGACAUUGACUCGGAGUAAUCUUUGUGAAGAAAUCAGUAAGUUCAGAACUAGUUUCGAAAAACUACGCACUGAAAUCAAUGCAAAAUUGAGCGAAUGCAAUAAUUACAUCGGAUUGGCUGAGAAACUCUGUCGACAAGCUACACAAAUGACCAACAAUCGAGAAGACAAAUUGGCCAAUCUGUCAAACGAAGAAAAAGAAUGGGAAGAAAUCGAUGUCGAACUUGCAACAAUGUCGGUCACACGGAAAGUUAAACUUGAUGUCGGAGGCGAUAUAUAUGCAACAAGUGUCGAGGUUUUGACACGUGAAAAGGACACUUUCUUCACGGCACUCUUCUCCAAACAAUGGGAACUUCAAUGCGAUCCAAUUGACACAAGUAUUUUCAUCGAUCGUGAUGGAAAACUAUUCGCUCAUAUUCUUGCUUAUAUGAGAACGGAUCAAGUUCCCGAUGAUACAAUGAAAAAUGAAUUACUUCGACGCAGUCUCAUCAUCGAAGCCGAAUACUUUCGUUUACAUGAUCUUCUGAAAAUUCUGACGAUUUUUCCGAAUGGCACAUUACUUGAACGUGAACAAAAGAUGAAACUGAACGAAUUCUAUGGCAAUCGUGAUCAACGAUGGCAACUCAUCUACAAAGCAUCACGUGAUGGAUUCGAUACAAAUGCAUUUCAUUCACGCUGCGAUAACAAAGGACCGACAAUGACUAUUGUUCGAUCGAACAACAAUUAUCUAUUUGGUGGUUACACAUCUGUCGACUGGACUUCGUCUGCUGGUAUUGGCUAUAAAAAUGAUACUACUGCAUUCUUGUUCACUUUGACUAAUCCUCACAAUAUUCCACCUACCAAAUAUCAGAUCGAUCCGACGAAGGCAGCAACAGCCGUUUGGUAUGGCAGUGGCUGUGGACCCUGGUUUGGUGAAUACGAUCUUGGCUUGGUAGCCAACAGUAACUCGAACAACAGCAGCUACACUCAAUUUCCUAGUUCAUACAUUGAUACAAGUGGAAAGGGGAACAACACCUUCACUGGAGCUCGAAACUUCAUCACAUCCGACAUCGAAGUAUUUCAACUAGCUUGA